Williopsis jadinii is the source of this 1269-nucleotide messenger RNA. RefSeq lists its product as uncharacterized. The transcript has a single exon. The record is from RefSeq and is a predicted model, not a curated record. The coding region runs from base 1 to 1269 and encodes 422 amino acids. Lineage: Eukaryota; Fungi; Ascomycota; Saccharomycetes; Phaffomycetales; Wickerhamomycetaceae.
AUGGAAUUGGAAAACACAAUUUGCAAGCCAAAUUAUCUCUUAAGGGUGGUUUUGAAACAAAAUAGGCCAUUGAGUGACUCUCCAAAGAGAGGCCUCUACACAUAUGGCGAAACUAUUCAAGGUAAGCUAAUCCUUACAACAUUUGGUAUGGUUUCUGUUAGGUGUCUUCAGGUUGAGUUGCAAGAGGCAUCGCAGCACUCAGGUUCAGCAUCUCAAGCGGAAUCACAGCUCAAAUCAGAAGAAGACUCCAUUACACACCUAAAUCUGGACGCCGACAUACCAGCACAUGAGUCCUUUAAAGAAGUUCAAACAGUGUUCCCGCUUGAAAACGAUAUCGAGAGUACAGCACUUGAUGGUGACUAUGAAUUUGGAUUUGCCUUGAAGAUCCCAGAUCUCAUAAACUAUGACAAUAAUGAUAUAGAGACGCCUUCAGAUCAGCUCAGUUUCUAUUCUGAUUAUCAGGUUUCUCCAAUUUGUGAGGAUGAUGAGCAGCUUUUCCAUCUACCGUUGGAGUUACUGUUACCAUCAAAUAUCCAAGAUGAUGAUUGUGAAGAUGAGGAUAAUCUACAAGCGAAAUAUGAGCUUUGGGUGACAUUAAGAGAAGACGAGUCCGAAGAGUAUGGAGAAACAUCAAUACCAAUUACAAUCAGAGUACCGGGAUUGUCUAUGGAACACCAUCUUUAUGGACCGUGGCCUGUACAGACCUCCAAAGUUCAGAGUCUUAAAGUACCAUUUGUAGAGCAGACAGAUACAAAAGGUUGUAGCUGGAUCCAGCGUGCUCUGAAGAAAAGGUGUCUAGAUCUGAAAUUGGUCUUUCAUAUCGAACCGGCUACUACCACAUCGACAAAGAACUUCAAGCUUUUUCUACACACAACACAGGAUCUUGAUGAAGGAGCCAACGUACCAUCGAUCUAUAUGAGAUCAAGUGACCUGCAAUUGACCCAAAACAUUGAAUGCAUACCCAAGGCUACAACUGAAGAGACGAUAUCAAGAAAGACAUCUAGUUGGCACAGAUCUUCACAGACCAGAGAGCUGGCCUGGAGCACUGCAGAGCCUCUGGCUAACGACGGGGUGUUCAAAUCACGUUUUGAUCUAUCGUAUUUAUUGAGCAAUAUAGAAGUUGAAGAGCCGCAAUCUUCAUUUCACGUUCAGAGCACGUCACAGAUCUAUGAGUUAUCUAUAACAUUGAAGUUCAGUGCUUCACCAGACAGCUGGAUUGCAACGUCUAAGAAGUUACAUAUAUGCACCGAUGUUGUCCUUGGCUCCUGA